Bombyx mori (domestic silkworm) is the source of this 8727-nucleotide messenger RNA. RefSeq lists its product as uncharacterized. The transcript has 6 exons. The record is from RefSeq and is a predicted model, not a curated record. NCBI's taxonomy places the organism in Eukaryota, Metazoa, Arthropoda, Insecta, Lepidoptera, Bombycidae. The coding region runs from base 406 to 2304 and encodes 632 amino acids.
CUCUGAAACCCGCGGGAUCUCCCGGGCACGGUCGCAUCCCGCCGUACAAAUAGCCGGGCGUUGGGAAUUUCGAUUUUAAAUACCUUUGAUAAAUCGAGAAAAAAAAAAACAACAUUACAUGUCAAAACAUGCGUUCGCGCGUUUUUUAUCUGUCAAUGUGAUUUUUUUUUCGUUUCAUUAUGUGAUCAACGUGGUCGCUCGCUCGAUGCUAAAGUGUGAUAACGUGACCUUUGUUAUAUUAGACAAACUGUUUUUGUUGAUUAAACAUUACUAUUGUAUUAAAGUGACGGCACUUCGGACACUGUGAACGUUGCAAUUGGACGAAUCAUGUGAUUUUUUGGCCGGCGGACGCCGCACCAGCAGCCCAGGACUUUCACCCAUCGAGCAUGAUCGGUUAACGCCAAAAUGACUAUUGUCAAAUUAAAAUUUCUUUAUUUGCUACUGAAGCUGCUCCUCGCUAAAUUUAUCGUUAACGCCCGACCGAACCCUGACAACGUAACAGAUAUCAUCAUAAAAUUUUCAAAUAACCAUACCUUUAUUCCAAUAAAUCCUGAUUCUGAUACUUUAGUGGUCGCCAAUGACGAGGAAGCAGAAAUUGAUGAUUUAAAGGAGGCGGACGCAAUGGUCAGCUCGGAACAACAGCGGGACAAGGAACUAUCACAGAACAGCAACACUCAAAAGCGUGUGUCGAACGAAAAACGAAACAUAUCAGCGCUGCUAGACGAUUUAAUCGAUUCAGAAACUAAUCGAGAUGAUACUAUCACAGAUUUACUGUUCAAGCCCGAUUCAGAAUUCGUCGAAGGCGUGCCGACUUUCGAAUUUUUGAUCGCCACCAGAAUCAACGAGAGCGAAACUGGCGUUAAUGAAACCAGUAGAGAUGCAGGCAUCGGUGACGUGCUCAAGAAGUUGGAUUACGUUGAACUUGUCGAAGUGGUGAAAGCCGGUAAAGAGAACAGAAGUGCCUAUAUGUUGAACAUAACCGGACACGAAGUCGAUAACGAUCUAGCGCCGGACACAAUCUUGUCUGUGUUCUCAGGUUUCACGGACGUCCAGACAUUGUUCCUGGCCUGCUUCGGGACCCUGCUGCCGCUGCUGGCGGUGCUCUUUGCUACGUUGGUCAUCAGAUGUUUGUGCAGAAGGCACUGUCCAGGGUUCUGCAAGAAGCACACCGGUUCUUCGGCGUCCGAUAGCAGCGACAACAAAGAUGGAAACCACCAGCAGUUAAAGUCUCCGGCUGAAGAUGAAACAGGCGUUAAUAGAGUGGAGAACCGAGAGUCUCCGCCUGGAAAUGGAUCAAUCUUCACAAUGACUUUGAAGAACAAUCAUCUAAUAGUCGAAACAGAAGAGAGAAAUGAUAUCACAAAGAACGGACGCGAAACUAAAAUGAAAUAUUCCCCGGACAACGAUGGCAUUUUUGUGGUGGAAGUUCAACAAUCAUCAGCGUACAGGCCGAAUAACGUUGCACUCCAGAACUCACCACCCCAAGAUCCUCAGAUCUCGACGAACCAGGCACUUAUUCACAGAGUACCUGAAGAGUUGGACAAAAGGGCAGAAGAUGACAGUGAGCGUAGCAGCGAGAAGUGCGAAAGGGACAAAGCAUUGGCUUUAUCGAGCACUGGUCUCUCAAUUUCAGAUCUUAGCAUGUCCUCUAUUGGAUCCCACAACGUUAGUUACUCUUAUGGAAGCCAGAUGGGCUACGAACAAGGACCAUUCGGCUAUCCAGUCUACGCUGGCUACGAUGUUUCUAAAGACGACGUCCCUGAAGGUAUUGUGUGCGACAAUUCCACAGAACCAUUGAUUAGUAAAACCCCAACUGACCCAGACAAGCCAGUGGUCACUGCAGCUAUCUUUAAGCAAGAUUCUAUUAUAGGUAGCGAGGUGCCAGGUUAUUGUAUCGAAGGUUCUUCCGAUGGUCCCUUACUUUCUGAUGUUCAAGCCAGAGAAUACAGUCUUCAGCAUUUACACGAUCAAAAGAAACUGGAGAAUGGAGUUGCUGUAGCCAUCACUGAAAAAGAUAGUCCCAAGAAGAACCUCAAUCGAGCUGAUAGUCUACCUGUUCGGAUAGAAGACGAGAAUGACAAGGUAGAUACCGUAAUAAUCAGAGAAGACGUCGGUGAUGUGUUCCAUGGCAAAAGACCUUCGCUACCGAUCAUCAAGACGGAGAUCUAUGAAUCAGUUUGUGAUGCUGCAAAGACAAUUUUACCCAGGCUCUCCAGUGAAGCUUCAUCUGAGAUAUAUGGCACGCCUCCCAUGAUAACCAUCACGGAGGAAAGUGAGUCAAGCAAGUCAGAUGGCACGAGCUAAUUUUGGAUGGUUGUUUGUAUAUAUUAAUAAGUUUUUGAAAAGUUUUUUGUAAAGUGUGUGAAACGGUGUGAGUGAAGUACGACAAAGUGGUGGUCGCAAGGCAUUCAAUUGAACCAUCCUUUGUAACACCAGUCGAUUAAUAUAUCAGAUUGGCUGCUUUAUUCCGGGCUUGUCGAUAUUUUCUUGUUAACCUUAGAGUCCUUUUGUUUUUAACGGGUUCUCAUCAGCUAAAAGGCAUUGUUUAACAUUCAAAGUAACCGGUUAAGGAAAAAAACGUAUAAGUUUUCUUCUAUUUAUAUCUACUAUUCCCUCUUCGUUACAAUCUUGGCACAGUGUAUGCAAUUGUCAUAUGGAAUUAGGGCAGGCAUGUUUCAUUCGCCUCACGAACCCCGCCGUUUCUUCUUGCUUGAGGCUAUUGCCUGCAGGGAUCUCCAACUGCAGACUUGAUUAUCUCGGUCUGCUGCAAGGGAGACCUCAUUUAUGAAUGCACAGGUAAAGAGCUCUGGGUGGCAUUUCGAAAACAUUGGUUAUUUGUUUCAUCUCAUACAAGGUACAGCUGAGAGCAGGGUUUUUCAGUUUCAAUUGAACAAUUAACUUGCUUUUAAAAAAUUUAAUAGCUUUUAUCGUGCGCCACAAAAGCUACUCAAGGUCUCUAAACUGUAACGAUUCAUACGAUGAUAAAUGUAUUAGUAACGGACUUUAAAAACUUAAAAGGCUCUAUCUUCGACGGUAUGUUAUGUUCACUGAUUGGUGGAUUCAUUUUUUUUAUGUUUAUUUAUGGCGCUUUUAAGUUUAAUUGGUGAAGUGCAAUCAUGAAGAUGAAUGUCAAUUUUUGAAGUGAAAUUUCUUUAUGCGCGUUGAGAGUAAAGUUUAACUCGAGACAGAUUCGUUACGGCUAGAGAAAAAAGAUACAAUUUAGGACGAGCAAGAGUGAGAAAAUAGACAGAGCGUCUCGCGAACCACUCGACCGUGGAGAGAGGGAGAGGACAAAGCGAGCUGCGUCGUUUCUCUUAUACACAGCAUUCCCUAUUCAGGAGAAAUCUGAUUAUAGGAUGAAAAAUAAAGAAAGUCACAAUACUACACACCGCAAAAGAAGUUUCACUUCUUGCACGUGCUCCAAGUUGCAUGCGCACCAUUUUUUUUAAAACAUAUUCGUACCUACCUACAUUAAUUUUCAAAUAAAGUUAAGAUGUGCAAUUCAAUAUAUCUAUUGGCUAACUUUGGUCUUGAAUUUAUUUGUGGAAGUCCAGAGAAGGUUUAAAAGGUAGAUAAAUAUGAAAAUGCUCGGAAUUAAAUAGAAACAACAAUUUUGUUUUACCUUUGAUGUGUCCCCAGUCGGAUGGAUUCCUUUUGUUUGUUUUAAGUUUAUUUUAUACAAAAGCUUAGGUCUUUUAUUUAUCGAUUGAGGUACUACGAAGUCUGCCGGGUCAGCUAGUAUAUAAUAAUUGAUUCUCUGGAAGAAUUAUCAAUGAAGCAGAGUCCCUAACUGCAAAAGAUUUCGUGGCGUGCAAUGCGUAGAAGAGCAUCGAAUCUUCACUCACACUGGAUUCACCAAUAUUUAUGUUUCUAGUACAUUUACUUAAAUUGUGAAAGUUUUUUAACGUGUGCUUAUUUGAAAUGAAAAAUAGUAGAUUUAAGAUCUUAAAGCUUCGUGUAAAUUUCUGUCUGUUAAAUAUAGGAUAGAAUAAUAGUUUUGACAUUUGUAAAAUAUUAGAUACUAGUUGUGCUCUGCGGGUUCACUCGUGUUUAAUUUGCAGUUCAAAAACAUUGAAGUACGUAUUAAUUUCGUAUUUUUGUGUAUGUUAACAAAGAGACUUUAUCGUAAAAAAAAUUACAAUGUAUCAUUUUUUGAGAAAUUAUUGAGAAAUAUGUUUUGGACGAUUGAUGAUUUCUUAGAAAAUCUAGACUUAUGUUACAAAUUUAUUUUGUUCAGCAAAAAUAAUUAUGUUUGUAGAUAAACCGACGUAGUGUGUUGUUUGUCAGGCAUCCGAUGAUUUUUAGAAAUCCUGAUGAUUUCGGUAAGCUGAGAUUAAAUUAUGAAGUUAAUGUAAAACUGAUAAAUCAAUGUCAUGAACAAAUAAUAAGUCGAAAGAAGUUAUCGUGGCCUAAAGGAUAAGACGGUCGGUGUAGUCGUAUCGACCGACUCGACUGUGCCGGUGUUCGAAUCUCGCAGACAGGUUUUAUUUUUCCCAAAAUCAUCUGAAUUUAUGAUCUCUACGAUGAAGGAACACCAUCGCGUUCUAAAAAGGAAAGAUGCAAAUUUAUUUGUUCGUAGACACACUGGUAGUACCUGCCUAGGUGGGCUUACAAUAUCUUGUAUCUUGGGCUGGUAGGUUAAGAUACUGACUACCACCUGCUUGCCUAUUUCUGCCCACUGUCGAAGUCGCACAAUUCAAUUGGGAUCUCAACUUGAUGAUGCCUGUACUUUAUAGCUUCAAUGGGUAAACGAGAUUACAUCUGUUGUUAAGUGGUGGUAAGCGCUGCCUCAGAACACUAGUUCAGUGUUAUAGUUAUAUGGUACAAGCUGGUGACGGUGGUAUAAGUUAUUUGACAGAUGUCUAAAUAUCGCCUACGAAAUUUUCAAGAUAAGCUUUUAUAUAUGCACAAGUUGCGAACAACAACAUUCGGACCGUCGGUAUACCGAGCAAUUUGAUUCGCUUGGUGGAAGAUCUUCCCUUCGCUUUUAUCCUCACACUGUUUGUAAAUUAAUAUGGAUCAAGCCAACCCUGACUCGUAUACCCGAUUAAGCAUUUUUACGGCUAAGCCUCAUGGUCAUUUGGUGGUCGGAACCGCGACCCGUUGGGAAAAUCCGGCGAGAAACUCAGCGAGCUAAUAUUUAGGUUAGGUUGCACGUUAAAUUCUUUGCCGAGUUCGACGAGUACGGUUACCGGGGUCCCUACUCCUAGUGUUAGAGCUAAAGCUGUCUAGUGCAAGGGUUAUUGGAUCUGAUGUAUCCGUAAGGACGUGUCUAGGGCUUCAACGGUGACUGGUUCCUGCGAAUUCGAUACAGUCGUCUGUGUACAUUGGUCAUGCUAUUUUCACAUUUGUUCUUUAGCGAUCUUCCUCUAAAUCUUGAACUCAAUAUCUUUCUUAUCUCUGUAUCCAUGAAGUAGCUCCAAAGUUUUUAUAUCUACCAUUUUAUGGUGUUCGUCUGGUGUUUUUUGUGGCUAUCGAAAUGCCUGCUUUUCAAUAACUCUUUGAAACGGCUUUGACAGUUCAUCUUAAAACUCUAACAUGUAUAAAAAUAAUAAUUUAAAGGUGAUUAUAAGCCUUAUGCGUGAAUUAUUGUUCGGCGGUCAAUUUAACAUAGUCAAUUUUUGUUGGAUGCUGCGAUACGAUUUUAGGGCUUGGGUAUUCUAUGGUAUUCGCGAACCCACAAUACGACACCGAUCUAAAAACAACCUAAAAAGUAAUUAUUAAGAGUGUUAAUUCAAUGAAAGCGUUCAUGCAAUCACGCAUUGUCAUUGAUGUUAUUUUUUAUCAUUAAAUAAAAUUUGUAAAUAAUACGAACUUUUUUGGACAACAAUCAACCUGUAUGUACGUGGUCCUGUAUACUCUAUUCCAUACGUGGUUAUUCAUUGUGUUUUUUGUUUCUUUGUGAAGUUCCAUUAAAAUAUAUCCAUCAGUAAUGAUCAAUAAGUUGAUGGCCUUUACCGAAUUCGGUAUGGUAUGAAUAAUCACCAUCAUUAGUGCUGGGCUAGCAGCUAUCUGGUCGUUUAUUUUGGCCCCAAAUAGUGUCAUCGAUGAUUGUAAUUUUUUCUCGUUAUUUCUAUUUCUUGUAAUAAAUUAAUAUACCUUUAGACUGUGCACAAGACGUAUGCAUUCUUGAAGAUAUAUCAAAGGAUAUCACAUACAAAAUAUCAAGUACAUAUAUAAAAAUUGCGCCAAUGUUUUUCUCGAGUACGUGUAAGCCUUUCUAUAAAAUUCACCCCGAAUGAUUUUUAGGUUGAGCUGAUACUGAUAGCGGGCAGGCAGACUUGGGUCAUAGGUCGCUACGAACGAAUGCUACGGCAUAGGGGAAUAACAGAUAUACAUUUGCUGUGGCCUAAUUAAGCUGUAUUUUCUGGCAUAUUCAGACUUUUAUGGUCUAAUUUCCUAUCUUUAAUCGAUCUGUGUGCUUAGUGCGAGUUUUUUAAGGUUCUUGAUAGCGUAAAAGUUAACCCAAUUUUGUAUGCAGUUGCAACAGCGCCCCUAGCGGCAAACGUAGGCAGACGAUCCCAGUCCAUACAAAUAUGAGUUAACUUUUACGCUAUCGAGAACGUUAAAAAACUCGCACCAAGCAAACUGUUGUAUUGAUCAGGCAUGUGGGCGAUAAUAGACAUGUCCGCGAUAGACUGGACGCAGUAGAAUCUUUCUGGUAUAUUCUCGAGAGCUGGUUGAUGCUAGUAUUGGUAGUAGGGUUUAUCAGGAUGAAGUUCAUCUUUAUUUCGAGGGAAAUUUGAGCUAGAUUAUCCAAUAACCACGUUGUUAUUUGUUCGUAGCCAUUAAGAAACGAGAAUUAGGAGGGAUCUGGAGGAAUCUCAAUUAAUUUAGUGGAAUUAGAAACGUACCACCGAGGUUUGAAACACCGAAUUUGAAACGGUGGGCAGCGGCUUGGCUCUGCCCCUGGCAUUGCUGAAGUCCAUGGGCGACGGUAACCACUCACCAUCAGGUAGGCCGUAUGUUCGUCUGCCUACAAGGGCAAUAAAAAAAAUAAAAAAAAACAUACCACUCGACAAAUGUAACUCAUUAGUUUCACUACUAUAUUCAUGAAUCGAAGAUAAAAUUUUGUAGAAGAUUAACGGAAUCUUAUGAAACUUAAACUAUGGUUUUUCCUGUCGUCUCUAUCUUUCAAAUUCUUAGCCCCAUAAGAGAGAAAGGGAGAGUGUAAUAUCAAUUUGUCGCCUUACGUUUUAUUAAGUUAAGUUUUGCUCAUUUCUAUAUUUCCAAACUAUUAGGUAGCUUAAAUGAAUGUUUAAUAAUAAAGUUAUAUAGAUUUAGUGCCGUCCGUAGCCAAAGAUGUUUUGUGCCAAGCAAUUUAAGUCCUUGUUCUUUUGUUUUUAAGAAAUUGUUUUAUUGUUAAAAGUGAAUUGUUUGUUAUUUAUGUAUAUCUUGAUACUUUUAUAGUAGUACAACUUGAUUAUUUACUUGUGCGUGUGUUGUCGUAAUAAUUGUUAUUUGAGUGCAGAUAGAAAGAUAGAUGCAAGCUAAUUUAGACGAUUACUAACAUAUGACGUAUAAAUUUGGUGUUAGGGUAGCAUUUUUGAAACCGAAUCACGAAUACCGUAUGUUCCAUGGGGAGUGUUCUGAGGAAUUGUUCGAGAUGAUACCGACAUCUCGCUUUUACCAUCGCACCGCCCGCCACCGGAGUUGAGUUCAUCCAUACUACCUGGAGCCACUGCGGUUAUCCACAGUGCGUUUCCAGAGAUCUUUUUUGCCACGUACUAUCCGGCUAUGGAAUGAGCAUCCCUCCACGGUGUUUCCCGAGCGCUAUGACAUGUCCUUCUUCAAACGAGGCUUGUGGAGAGUAUUAAACGGUAGGCAGCGGCUUGGCUCUGCCCCUGGCAUUGAUGACGUCCAUGAGCGACAGUAACCACUCACCGUCAGGUGGGCCGUAUGCUCGUCUGCCUAUACGGCAAUAAAAAAAAAACGCAAAAAAAACACGGGCGAGUUUAUGGCCCACUUAUUACUAAAUGGUUUCCGAAGCCCGUGGACAUCAGGAUGUGAAUACCGUCAAAUCACCGGGAGACAUCAGGUACAAAGCUGAAUUCUAUUGUAUAUCCUAUGAAAAGGAAACGCAUUCCUGCUUCGCUGCAGAAGCGGGCAGGUACCUAAAAAUGUACAAGGGAUUAGAAUAUGUUCUGCCACCAAAAUUGGUUGAAAUAUUUAAACCUCAUAAUUUAUUUUCUUUUAUUGCGUAGAUGGGUAGACGAGCUCACAGCCCACUUGGUGUUGAGUGGUUACUGGAGCCCAUAGACAACUACAGCGUAAAUGUGCCACCCACCCAUAGUUAGUUACAACGGCUACCCCACCCUUCAUACCGAAACGCAUUGCUGCUUCACGGCAGAAAUAGUCGGGGUGGUGGUACCUACCCGUGCGAACUCACAAAAGGUCCUACCACCAGUAAGAGUAAUCGAUGAUUUCUCCUACUAUAAUCCUAUUUUUCAUAAUUUUUUCACUAAAUAAUCAGGUUGUACAUUGUAUUUAUUGUGCAAAUAUAUUACAAUUUUUUUAAAUGUUCAUUUAAGAUGGAUAUUUCCUAUUAAAACUUAUAAAAAGCUUUAGUGACAAAUUCUAUGUGCUACAUCCCUCUCGUAGUUCAAGAAAGGGACGAAAUCAAUUUACAUGUAAGAUAAAUUAAAUGUAUGUAUAAUGAAUUAGCUAAUAGGUGACAAUGUUUUCAUUAAAUGGUUACAUUUACAAAAAUAAACAAAUUAAAACUAA